This is a messenger RNA of Ananas comosus (pineapple), 3238 nucleotides long. Its product is annotated as homeobox-leucine zipper protein ROC8. NCBI's taxonomy places the organism in Eukaryota, Viridiplantae, Streptophyta, Magnoliopsida, Poales, Bromeliaceae. Gene Ontology annotation, biological process: regulation of DNA-templated transcription. The transcript has 10 exons. The coding region runs from base 525 to 2618 and encodes 697 amino acids. Gene Ontology annotation, molecular function: DNA-binding transcription factor activity, RNA polymerase II-specific; lipid binding; DNA binding. The record is from RefSeq and is a predicted model, not a curated record.
GAGAGAGAGACCCUCGAAACGAGCGUAAAUAUUUAGAAACCCCGUCUCUUAAUUCGCAUCCGUUACUCAUCACUCCCUCUCUCUCUCUCUCUCUCUUUCUCUCUCUGUUUACAAAUCACAGGUUCUCACUCUAUUCUGAGAGAGAGAGAGAGAGAGAGGUUGAGAGAGGGAGAGAGCUAUUAAUUGUGUGUGUAGAGAUACCCACUAAUAUUUUUGCCUUAAUUGUAGUAGUGGCGGGGGGUGUGUGUCUCCGCCGCGGAUUGUGUGCUCCUCUCCCCUGCUUCAAUCCCAGCUCUCUCUCUCUCUCUCUCUUUCUCUCUCUCUCUCUCUCUUUUCCUCUUUUCUCUUUUUUGAGUUUGAAUCCGAAAAAGAAAACCCAAUAAAGGAGCGGUUUCUACACCGUUAAGAGGUGUAAAAACAUGAUCUUGAGAAGAACCAAGCAUACCCAUUUGUUGGUUUUUAGUAUAGCGAGAGAGAAAGCCUAGCUUUUAGUCCUAAAAGCCAAAAAAAAAAAGUCUUAAAAAAUGGAUUUUGGAGAGGAGCCAGAGGGCUCGGAUGGGCAGCGGAAGAAGAAGCGCUACCACCGCCACACUCCGCGGCAAAUACAACAGCUUGAAGCCAUGUUUAAGGAAUGCCCCCACCCAGAUGAGAAGCAGAGGAUGCAUCUGAGCCGAGAAUUGGGUCUUGAGCCUCGGCAGAUAAAAUUCUGGUUCCAGAACCGAAGAACCCAAAUGAAGGCGCAGCACGAGCGCGCCGACAACUGCGCGCUGCGGGCCGAGAACGACAAGAUCCGGUGCGAGAACAUCGCCAUCCGGGAGGCGCUCCGCAACGUCGUCUGCCCCACGUGUGGCGGCCCGCCCGUCGCCGACGACGCCUACUUCGACGAGCAGAAGCUCCGCAUGGAGAAUGCCCGAUUGAAAGAAGAGCUCGAUCGGGUUUCGAGCUUAACAUCGAAAUACUUAGGAAGGCCCAUCACGCAACUUCCCCCGGUUCAGCCGGUGCCGAUUUCUUCGCUGGACUUGUCGGUCGGGGGAUUCGCGGCUCCGUCGCUCGGCCCUUCGCUCGACCUCGAUCUCCUUACCGGGGCUUCUGCGUCCAUGUCGCUUCCUUUCCCAACCGCGGUCUCCGAAAUGGAGAAGCCCUUGAUGGCCGAGAUGGCCGCGGGCGCUAUGGAGGAGCUGAUCAGACUAGUUCAGACCGACGAACCUCUAUGGAUCAAGCACGGGAGCGACGGAAGGGAGGUUCUCGGUAUCGAAACCUACGACCGGAUCUUCCCAAAGCCCGGCAACCAAUUCAGAGGUCCCGACAUUCGCGUCGAAGCCUCAAGGGAUUCCGGGCUCGUGUUCAUGAAUUCGGUGGCGUUGGUCGAUAUGUUUAUGGACUCGAGCAAGUGGUUCGAGUUUUUCCCGACUAUCAUUUCCAAGACGAGGACCGUCGAAGUCCUAGCGACGGGAAUGGCGGGACGGAGCGGAUCCUUGCUUUUGAUGUACGAAGAGCUGCAUGUGCUCUCGCCGGUCGUCCCAACGCGCGAGUUCUGCUUCCUGCGUUACUGUCAGCAAAUUGAGCAGGGCUUGUGGGCUAUCGCCGACGUUUCGGUCGACUUGUCCAGAGAAAGCAAUCAGUUCAAUGCUCCUUCUCGUUCGCGGCGGCUCCCAUCCGGUUGCUUGAUCCAAGAAAUGCCAAAUGGUUAUUCCAAGGUUACUUGGAUCGAGCACAUGGAGAUCGAAGAGAAGGCCCCGAUCCACCUCCUCUUCAGAGAUCUCGUCGGCAGCGGGGCGGCUUUCGGAGCUCACCGAUGGCUCACCACUCUACAACGGACUUGCGAGAGGUUUGCGUGUUUAAUGGCCGCCGGCGCAUCUCCUAGGGAUAUCGGAGGAGUUAUUCCGUCGCCGGAAGGGAAAAGAAGCAUGAUGAAGCUUUCGCAGAGAAUGGUGAACAACUUCUGCGCGAGUCUGAGCGCGUCUCACAUGCACCGAUGGACGACGCUGUCGGGUCUGAACGACGUGGGCGUUCGAGUCACGGUCCACAGGAGCUCGGAUCCGGGCCAGCCCAACGGCGUUGUUCUCAGCGCGGCGACCUCGCUGUGGUUGCCCGUUUCGUGCGAGCGGGUCUUCAGCUUUUUCAGAGACGAGACGAUGAGAACGCAGUGGGACGUUCUAUCGAGCGGCAAUUCGGUGCAAGAAGUCGCGCGAAUCACCAGCGGUUCGCAUCCGGGGAACUGCAUCUCUCUCCUGCGCGGACUAAACUCGAGCCAGAAUAGCAUGCUGAUACUCCAGGAGAGCUGCACGGACGCGUCGGGGUCGCUGGUGAUCUACGCGCCGAUCGACAUCCCGGCGGUCAACGUGGUGAUGAGCGGGGAGGAUCCGUCGAACGUGGCGCUGCUGCCGUCGGGGUUCACAAUCCUGCCCGACGGGCGGCCCGGCGGGGGCGGCGGCGCCUCGACGAGCUCGAACCCGAUGGGCGCGUCCCUCGGGUCGCUGAUCACGGUCGCGUUCCAGAUACUCGUCAGCAGCCUGCCGUCCUCGAAGCUCAACGUCGAGUCGGUGGCCACCGUCAACAACCUCAUCAGCACGACAGUGCAGCAGAUAAAAGCCGCGCUGAAUUGCCCCAACGGGUGAAAAACCGCGCUGCGCGGCCCGGCCGCCGCCGGACGGACGAAAGACUGAGGGCUCUUCUCUAGUGUUUUUUCUUUAUUUUUUUCUUUUUUACUUGCAGCUGCGGGAAAAAGCAGCAUGGGGCUGUGAUGAGGAAAAGUGCUUUUGAUUGUGGCAUUGAAGAGGGGGGGUGGUUUAAUUGGGUUUGCUUUGGGGUUGGUUGGGAACAUCAAUGCACACAUUGAAGGGCCGGAACUGGAGCUAGCUUUGGUCUUAAACCUGCUUCUACUGAUGCUGCUGCUUCUGCUGCUUCUGCUGCUUCUGCCGCGCCGGGGCUCAGCUCAUAACAACUUCAUUUUUGUCCAUUUUAUUUGAUUAUUAUUAUUAUUAUUUUUUGUUAACAGGAGUGAAUUAAGUUACAUUUUAUUACUCUUAGAAAGCCUUGGAAGGGAGGAGUCAAGAACGCACCAUACUUGUCCCCUUUUUUUCUUUUUUUUUUUUUAAUUUUGUUUUGUUUUGUUUCUCUCUCUUUUCUCUUUCUCUCUCCAUGAGGAUGUAUGUAUGGUUCGGGUAUUGACUUCUAUCAAUUUAACACUUUUUAUGAGCAUUCGUUGAAAGAUUGAUUGGCUUCUAUGGAAGUUGAA